AUGUCUGUUACCAGAGUUCACGCUCGUCAAAUUUUCGAUUCUCGAGGCAAUCCCACCGUUGAAGUAGAGGUCACUACUGCCAAGGGCGUUUUCCGUGCUGAUGUGCCUUCAGGUGCAUCCACUGGUAUCCAUGAAGCCCUUGAACUUCGCGACCAAAUCAAAUCUGACUAUUUAGGAAAAGGUGUCCUUAAGGCCGUCGAAAAUGUCACUCAAAUCAUUGGUCCUGAACUUGUUAAAUCAGGACUCAAUGUGGUCGACCAAAAGGCUAUUGAUCACUUCCUUCUCGAACUCGAUGGUACCUCCAACAAGAGUAAACUUGGUGCUAAUGCUAUCUUGGGUGUCUCCUUAGCCGUGGCUAAGGCAGGUGCUGCUGAAAAGGAAGUUCCUCUCUAUGUUCAUUUUGCUGACUUGGCUGGCUCCAAGAAACCUUUUGUCUUGCCAGUUCCUUCUUUUAAUGUGAUUAACGGAGGCAGUCAUGCCGGCAACAAAUUAGCUAUGCAAGAAUUUAUGAUUAUGCCCACGGGUGCUUCCUCCUUUUCUGAAGCCAUGAAGAUUGGUACUGAAGUGUAUCAUACAUUGAAGAGUGUGAUCAAGUCCAAGUAUGGUCAAGAUGCCACUAAUGUAGGUGAUGAAGGUGGCUUUGCACCCAAUAUUCAGGACAACCGUGAAGGUCUUGAAUUGCUCGUAACCGCCAUUGAAAAGGCUGGUUAUACUGGUAAAGUCAAGAUUGCUAUGGAUUGUGCUGCUAGUGAAUUUUAUGUCGAUGGAAAAUAUGAUUUGGAUUUCAAGAAUCCCAACUCCAAUCCUGAAGAACGCCUUACUGGACAACAACUCGCUGAACUCUACACAUCCUUUGCUGAGAAAUAUCCAAUCGUUUCUAUUGAAGAUGCUUUUGAUCAAGAUGACUGGAAUAACUGGGCUCAUCUUUUGAAAAAUUCUGAUAUCCAAUUAGUGGGUGAUGAUUUGACUGUGACUAACCCUAAGCGUAUUGCUACUGCCAUUGAAAAGAAAGCUUGUAAUGCUCUUUUGCUUAAGGUCAAUCAAAUCGGUACUGUGACUGAAUCCAUUCAAGCUGCUUUAGACUCUCAAGCUGCUGGUUGGGGUGUCAUGGUCUCUCAUCGUUCUGGUGAAACCGAGGAUACCACCAUUGCUGACCUUGUUGUUGGUCUCCGUACAGGUCAGAUCAAGACAGGUGCACCUUGUCGCUCCGAGCGUCUUGCCAAAUUAAACCAAUUGCUUCGUAUUGAAGAAGAAUUAGGAUCACAUGCCCUUUAUGCUGGCGAGAACUUCCGUAAAGCUCAUGAAUUAUAA
This is a messenger RNA of Gilbertella persicaria, 1311 nucleotides long. Its product is annotated as enolase. Bases 1 to 1311 code for a protein of 436 amino acids. Gene Ontology annotation, biological process: glycolytic process. Gene Ontology annotation, molecular function: magnesium ion binding; phosphopyruvate hydratase activity. The record is from RefSeq and is a predicted model, not a curated record. Lineage: Eukaryota; Fungi; Mucoromycota; Mucoromycetes; Mucorales; Choanephoraceae. The transcript is spliced from 3 exons. Gene Ontology annotation, cellular component: phosphopyruvate hydratase complex.